UGAAUUGCAAUAGAUAACACACAACCCACUUUUUGAUCGAUUGUUUAUCGAUAUGUGGUUUUUUAAACUGCCACCCAAUAAAUUUUUCAUUUCCUUACAAAAAUAACUCUCCUAUGAGGAAGCGCAAUCAGCUUAUCCCGUGACAUUACAACCACAAUAUUUAAACAUGAAGGUGUAAUCCUAUUAAAGUCGUCGCAUGCAUCAUCAUGGUGGGAAUGUGUUGUAGAAUACCAUUAAAAGGAUCAGAGAUACCUAAAACUGGCCACUUUCUUUCUUUUCAGACAAUUUUAACAUGGACUUGGUCGAUCCAUCUGCAUCAAAAGAGGAGGCAAUGCAGGCUUUACACUACUGCACAAGAAUGGAGUACUUCGACAUUGUAGACGCAAUAUUGAAGACUCAUUUUGGAACAACGAAGCUUUCGGAUCUUUCUAGUCAAUGUAUGGAACUUUUAACAAAUGUCGUGAAGUCUGGUUCGCUUGAAUCGCUAGAGAUGAUUCUAGACCAUGUGGAUGAGAAUUUCCUAGCAACCCCGCUAACUCAACGAACCUUCGUGACAAAACUACUCACAACUGCCAUCACGAAUGGGAAGGAUGUGGUCUGUGGUACUCUAAUUAAGAGGGGCGGAGACCCCAAUGGACAAAUUAACGGUACGACAUUCCUACAUGCUGCUGUAGCACAGGGUCAGGAGAAUCUGAUGAAAGCGCUUGUCGAGGGUGGUGCUGACAUUUCCUUGAAAAACAAAAGAGGAGAAACCAUCAUUUUUCCAGUUAUAAUGUCUGAUAUCUUCAAUAAGGCUGACUUGGUAAGUUGGUUAGUUGCUCGAGGAGUGGAUCCUAAAGACACGGGUAUCAGUGGAAAACAGCCCAUACAUGUGGCAGCGGCCCACUCCUCUGACGUUAUUUCACGUCUUGUUGAUUUGGGGUGUGACGUCAACCAAACAGACGUUAUCCACAAAGAUACACCCUUACACAUAGCUUGCUGUCGGUGCAACGGAGAAACAAUUGAAACUUUAAUCAAAUGUGGGGCAAAAUUUAAUCUUGUGAACAACGAAGGAGAAACGCCACUCACAAAGUUACUGAAAUUCGCUACAGACGCCGUUAAUUUUCACUCAAAGUCAAGGAUGAAUUUAGCCAGACAGUUAAUGAAAUAUGGAUUUAUUAGCAAGCAAAGCAAGCUUUGGAAAAAUGUAAAACAGAAAGUUGGGAGAAACAAGGUUCAGGAGCUGUAUAAAAGACUUCGAUUGGAGAACAAGACAGUUUCCAGCCUCCAGCACCUGUCCAGACUAGUCAUCAGUGAUAAUAUCAAACCUGUCAGUGUUCGGAAGGCAGUCCAUACCCUAGCUAUACCUCCUCACCUUAAGGACUAUCUCAUGUUUUCUGAUUUCACGUUUGGAACAAAUUUUUCUUAAUGCAGUUCAUGCAAUACAAAUUUACAUUUGGUGCUCAGACGUUUGUGUUAAAAUCAUUAUGGCCUGUGAUAAAAAGUGAUCUCAUUUUUGUUAACUUAUUAAAUUUUUAGUUGUUGAAA
Messenger RNA from Saccostrea echinata, 1527 nucleotides. RefSeq names its product ankyrin repeat, PH and SEC7 domain containing protein secG-like. Gene Ontology annotation, cellular component: ciliary inversin compartment. The transcript is spliced from 2 exons. Gene Ontology annotation, molecular function: protein binding. The record is from RefSeq and is a predicted model, not a curated record. The coding region runs from base 293 to 1408 and encodes 371 amino acids. Gene Ontology annotation, biological process: intracellular signal transduction; protein localization to ciliary inversin compartment. Lineage: Eukaryota; Metazoa; Mollusca; Bivalvia; Ostreida; Ostreidae.